Molecule: messenger RNA, 1756 nt
Organism: Acromyrmex echinatior (Panamanian leafcutter ant)
Lineage: Eukaryota; Metazoa; Arthropoda; Insecta; Hymenoptera; Formicidae
Product: doublesex- and mab-3-related transcription factor 1
Biological process (GO): regulation of transcription by RNA polymerase II; sex differentiation
Cellular component (GO): nucleus
Molecular function (GO): DNA-binding transcription factor activity, RNA polymerase II-specific; RNA polymerase II cis-regulatory region sequence-specific DNA binding
Source: RefSeq, a predicted model, not a curated record
AGAGGUCGCGCCACGCGCCGCACAUCGACAUGUCUUUUUAUACUACCACAGUAAUAUCUCACGCAACCUAUGAUAUACGUCCCAUCGUGCGACUAAGAUAUGGAAAAAGAUGUUGAAUGACCUGUCAACAUAUUUGCUGUCUUGACAACAUCCUUAGACAGAACUGCCCAUGAUGGAAAGAGAAAAGAAAAAACAUCCAAAAUGACACCCCUUCGUUCCACGCUCAUUAGAAUGAAUUCUUUGAGCUAUCUGCAACAAGAAGAAAAACAAAGAAAAACAUAGUAAUCCAUUGGUUCGCAGUCGACGAAAGCGGCGGAGUUUACUGAGCUUUCGAGCCAAUAGGAAUACAUCGGCUUGCUAAAAAUACAUUUUGAAUCAUAGUAGGAGGAGAUGAAACAACACCUCCUUCGCGAAAGGCGAGAAAUACUCUUACAAGUACGUAUCUCUAUCCGAGUAAGACGAGUAACUCAGCUAAGGAAACAAUUCGGUCAACGCCGCAUAUUUAAGAAGAAUUGAUAUUUAAGAAGAACCGAAUAUAAUAAAUAAGCGCUUAACAAAAGUAUCGGAAAAGAACACUUUUAGGCAAGUUUUAUCAAAUACAAUAAAAGAGAAUAGUUCAUGAAAAAAAUAGCUUUUCGCACAUGUCAAAAAUUUAUAUGUAAUGUGUGCAAAUUCUUCUUGUGUUACUUAAUUGAAAACCAAAACGACCGGUAAUGCGCAUAACGAAGAAUGAGAGUAUUUCUAUGUAUAAAAUAUUUCAAAUACGCGAAAAGAAUUUUUUAAUCCAAUUGUGAGCGAAUUUGCGGGACUUGUUGAAUGUGUCAAUGAUCAUGUUACGCGAUGUAUACUGUGGAAUUGCAAACACUGUGGAACAAAUGUGUUUAAUGUCGAUUGCGUAUUAAAUAACCUGAAAGUAUUAGUUUAUCGUACUUGAAUAACUUCAGAUUUGACUCAAAUUAACAUAUUCCAUCUGUUAAAUAUAAUUCCGUUAAUUAUACGUAUCAUUUUCUCCCCCCUCUCUCCUCUCUCUCUCUCUCUCUCUCUCCUCUCUCCCUCCCUCAAGAUAAUAUCAAAAUCAGAAUGAAAACUAGCGGAGGCACUUCGAGUCGUUUGAAUACAAACACAAAUGUGGAGCAACGUUUAAGAAGUCCGAAGUGCGCGAGAUGUCGAAAUCAUGGUGUAAUAUCCGGCUUGAAAGGUCACAAGAGAUCCUGUGCAUGGAAAGAUUGCCGAUGUCCUUGUUGUCUUCUAGUCGUCGAAAGGCAGCGAGUAAUGGCAGCGCAAGUUGCUCUACGUAGACAACAACAAGCGCAAGGCGACAAUCUUUUAUCUUCAGUAAAUAAAAUAUCAGCGGACACUACGAGUAUCAGCGUGACGCAGGACUUUUAUGGAUUAAAUACCGUACAUGGUUUACCUGGCGCAUUAUCAGCUCAUCCUGCACGUUUGCUGAGCAAUUUAUCUUCUCUGGAAUGUGAUCAAAAACAAGAAGCUGAACCCAUACUGAAGAUAGAGUCUUUCCAUUCUGCAUAUCCGACAAUGGUUCCGUGGUUCAAUGAGGUAACGCAAUCAUACAUAGCGAAUGAAGAGUUGAAUAAUUUUAUUUCUACGAGAGAUUUGCGAAGCUGUCCUACAACCAAUAAACCUUGUUUAGAAAAAAAAGCGCCAAUUUCCUUCAGCGUGGAAUCUAUUAUCGGUACGAAAUAAUCUAUUAUCUGUAUUUUAAUUGUUUGAGUAUUAGCGAGCUAUUACCUAUUCA